AUGGCUGAGUUUUUCGGAAGAAAGCCGACCAUUGAGGAAAUCUAAAAACUAUUAUCACCCGCAGGAUUUUUAAGUGAAUUACAAUAUAAAGACUAUGAAGAUGAGUAUUUAGUUAAAGAUUUAAACUAAUGGGGGAUGCCAAAGGAAAUCGGAUUUAAAGUCAAAGGACCAGAACCAACAAGAUUUGGAGAUUGGGAAAGAAAAGGAAGAUGUACAGAUUUUUGA
Ichthyophthirius multifiliis is the source of this 225-nucleotide messenger RNA. RefSeq lists its product as hypothetical. The transcript is spliced from 2 exons. The record is from RefSeq and is a predicted model, not a curated record. NCBI's taxonomy places the organism in Eukaryota, Ciliophora, Oligohymenophorea, Hymenostomatida.